UUGGGCACUGAAGGAGAAGUGGGAGAAACAGAGGAUAAACAAGAUGAAAAUACAAACACUGAAACUGAAGAACAGGUACAAGCAGAGGAGAUCAAAUACGUCAAAUCACAGAAAGAUGGGCCUGGAAUAACUGAGGUUGAAAGCAAAGAGAAUAACAACCAGGAAAAUGAGGAACUGGGGGAAAUGGAGAUAGAAAUGGAAAUAUCAUGGACAGAUCUUCCACAGCAGGAGAACAGAGGGAGGACAGAGGACAAAGACAUAGAAGGAACAACAUUGGAAAAGACCGUAACAAAGGAGGAGCUUGAGGAAAAAGUCCAGGACCAGAAGGCUUCUGGAGAAGCUGAUGAAGUAAAUGAGCAAAAAGAAGAGGAAGGAAUUAAAAAUGAAAGACCACUGGUAAAGAACGAGGAGGACCAUCCUGAACUACUGGUAGAGAUAAAAGAAGAGAAGCACAGGAGUGUAUUCCGGGAGAAAAAUGAGACACAUCAGGAUGAAGUGAAAACUCCAAGUGCAAAGGAAAACCUUAGAGAUGAUCAGGAGGCCCUGGGAGGUCAGGCAGGUGACAUCCUCCAGGAGAAAUAUCUCACAGAGGAAGAGGAAGAAGGUGAAGGAGGAAGAAGGAAAGGACUGAUGGAGCAGGAAACUGAGCAGGAUGGAGGAGUUGAGUAUCAGAGAGAGGUGGAAGCUGUGUUGAAAGGAGAAGCCUGCAAACUGGAUUAUGGUGAGGACCAAAACAUGGAAUUGCUGCAGGGAAGGGAUAGCACUGUAGCAGAAGGAAGCUGUGAUACAGCUGAGGAAGAAGAUGAUCGAUUGGACAAUCAGAAAACCAGACUGAAGGAAGAGGAAUUGAAAGGAGGGACUGUAAGAAGAAGAGAGGAAAAAGAGAGUGAAAAUGAAGAAAGAGAAGAGAAGAUAAAGAAUGAAGAGCUCAGGGGACACGAAGGAAGAGCAGCAAUUCUGAGAGAUGUGCAGGGAGAGGAAUAUAACACAGAUUUUAAGGAGCAGGACUUGCACAACGAAGACUUUCAUGCAGAGGAAGGGGAAAGGGUGUCUGAAUCUUCAAAGGAAGAGCAGAUGGAGGCAAGCAGCCUGUCUGCACAGAUCCUAGGAACAGUGGUGGACAUUUCAAUGUGGAAACCAGAGGCACAGAAGGAAGUAGAGGAGCCUUUGGAAACACAGGACAAGGGGGAGACAUCUACAGAGCAGGGAGUGGAAGACUUUAACCAAGGCUGUGAGAUACCAUCCCUGGAACUAGAGGAGGUGGAGACACUCUUUGGAACAAGAAGAACAGAAACAAGAGUUUUUGUUUUGGGCACAGAAGGAAAAGUCGGAGAAACACAGGAUAAAGAAGAUGAAAAUACAAACACAGGAACUGAAGAACAGGGACAAGCAAAGGAGAUCGAAGACGCCAGAUCUCAGAAAGAUGGGCGUGGGAUAGCUGAGGUUGAAAGCCAAGAGAACAACCAGCUGGAAAAUGAGGACCUUGGAGUAAUGCAGAUAGAAAUGGAAAUAUCAAGAACAGAUCUUCCACAACAGGAGGACAGAGGGAGAACAGAGGACAAAGACAUGGGAGAACUAACACAGGAAGGGAUGGUAACAAAUAAGGAGACUGAUGAAAAAUUCCAGGACCAGAAUGGUUCUGAAGGGGGUGAUGAGGUACAUUGGCGAAAAGAAGAGGAUGGAAUUAAACAUGAAAGACCACCACUGGUAAAGAAUGAGGAGGACCAUGCUGAACUACUGGAAGAGAUGAAAGAAGAGGAGCACAGGAGUGUAUUCCAGGAGAAAGAGGAGACACAUCAGGAUGAAGUGAAAGCUGCAAGAGCAAAGGAAGACCUUAAAGAUGAUCAGGAGGCCCUGGGAGGUCAGGCAGGUGACAUCCUCCAGGAGAAAUAUCUCACAGAGGAAGAGGAAGAAGAUAAAGGAGAAAGAAGGGAAGGACUGAUGGAGCAGGAAACUGAGCAGGAUGGAGGAGUUGUGCAUCAGAGAGAGGUGGAAGCUGUGUUGAAAGGAGAAGCCUGCAAAUUGGAUUAUGGUGAGGACCAAAACAUGGAAUCGCUGCAGGGAAGGGACAGCACUGCAGCAGAAGGAAGAUGUGAUACAGCUGAGGAAGAAGAGGAUCGAUUGGACAAUCAGAAACCCAGGCUGGAGGAAGAGGAACUGAAAAGAGGGACUGUAAGAAGGAGAGAGGAAAGAGAGAAUGAAAAUGAAGGAAGAGAAGAGAAGAUAAAGAAUGAAGAGCUCAGGGGACACGAAGAAAGAACAGCAAUUCUGAGAGAUGUGCAGGGAGAGGAAUAUAACACAGAUUUUAAGGAGCAGGACUUGCACAACGAGGACUUUCAUGCAGAAGAAGGGGAAAGGGUGUCUGAAUCUUCAAAGAAAGAGCAGAUGGAGGCAAGCAGCCUGUCUGCACAGAUCCCAGGAACAGUGGUGGACAUUUCAAUGUGGAAACCAGAGGCACAGAAGGAAGUAGAGGAGCCUUUGGAAGCACAGGACAAGGGGGAGACAUCUACAGAGCAGGGAGUGGAAGACUUUAACCAAGGGUGUGAGAUACCAUCCCUGGAACUAGAGGAGGAGGAGACACUCUUCGGAACAAGAAGGACAGAAACAAGAGUUUUCGUUUCGGGCACUGAAGGAGAAGUGGGAGAGACUGAAGAGAAAGAAGAUGAAAACACUAACAAGGGAGCUGAAGAACAGGGACAAGCAGAGGAGAUCGAAGAUGUCAGAUCACAGAAAGAUGUGCCUGGGAUAGCUGAAGGUAUAAGCCAAGAGAAUAACAACCAGGAAAAUGAGGAACUGGGGGAAAUGGAGAUAGAAAUGGAAAUAUCAUGGACAGAUCUUCCACAGCAGGAGAACAGAGGGAGGACAGAGGACAAAGACAUAGAAGGAACAACAUUGCAAAGGACAGUAACAAAAGAGGAGGUUGAGGAAAAAGUCCAGGACCAGAAGGUUUCUGGAGAAGCUGAUGAAGUAAAUGAGCAAAAUGAAGAGGAAGAAAUUAAAAAUGAAAGACCACCACUGUUAAUGAACGAGGAGGACCAUCCUGAUCAACUGGUAGAGAUGAAAGAAGAGAAGCACAGGAGUGUAUUCCAGGAGAAAGAGGAGACACAUCAGGAUGAAGUGAAAGCUGCAAGAGCAAUGGAACACCUUAGAGAUGAUCAAGAGACCCUGGGAGGUCAGGCAGGUGACAACCUCCAGGAGAAAUAUCUCACAGAGGAAGAGGAAGAAGGCGAAGGAAGAAGAAGGGAAGGACUGAUGCAGCAGGAAACUGAGCAGGAUGGAGGAGUUGUGCAUCAGAGAGAGGUGGAAGCUGUGUUGAAAGGAGAAGGUAAAGAGCAGGGAAAUCAUGGAGAUGACACAGAACAUGAUGGGGCCCCAGAACACAUGGCAGAAGAGAAAAGCAUGGAGAUAAUGAACAGUCAAGACGAAGACAAAAUCCUAAGAGAGUCAGAAAUUGUGUCAGAAAACCAAACAAAUCCAGGAGCAUCAGGUGAGGAAGGAAAAGGAGAAAUGAAGAAAGAGGGAGAAACUGGAGGAGAAGGAGAAACUACAGAGAGAAGAGAUAGAGACACAGUCCUUGAAGUGGAAGGAGACAUCCAAGUGAAAGAUGAGAUGGUAUCAGGUAAGGCAGAGGGAAAGAGAGUGGAGCAGGUAGAUUUUGUGGGGGAGGAUGGGAUAGCUACAAAUAAACAAGCAGAGGAAGGUAGAGAUGAAGCAAAAGUAAAGGAAGUCAAACAAGAACUGAGGAGCACAGAGGAGGGGAAAGAUGGAGGAUCCGGAAAAAUGCGACAAGUGGGAGAAAUAAAAGAAGCAUUAGUACCAAAAGCACAAGUACAAGGAGAAGAAAAGCAACUAGAUGGAGCAGAAGAAAGCAUUGGAGAAGAGAAGAUGGGCAAAAAAUGCCAAGAGGAAGGUGUUAAAGAGAGCAUUGUAAUAACUGAGGAGGAAGAAGGGGCAAGUAAAUGUGAGGAUGUCAUAGAAUUAAUUGCAGAAGUAGACGUUUUCCAAGCUAAUGCUUUACUCUUGGAGGAGGAAAAGAAGCUGAGAGAAGAAGUGACACAAAGCAAGGAGCAAGUGGUGACAGGAUACCACAAGGUCACUGGGUGGAUGGAGAUGAAUCAGGAAGUGAAUGUAGAGCUUGAAGAAACAGAAAAAGAAAUUAAGAGAGAUCAAGAGAAAGGAGAAGACAGCGAGGUUGCUGUACGAGAGGAAGAGAAACCCAAUACAGCUGGAGGAGAAGGGGGAGACAAAGAGAUAGCAGAAAUUGAAAUGAAAGAGGUAGGAGGAAGAGAGAUAGAAACACAAGAGAAUAGAGGAAGAGAGCUGGCAGAGAGAGCAGGAGAAGAACUCCAUAAACGGGAAGAGGAGACAGUGGUAGAAGAAGACAGGGGUAUGGAUCUAGGGGUCGGAUGUGUUGGAGAGAAAGGACAGCAGUUUGAACUGAGAAAGGAAGGCUUAGGGGAGGGAGUCCAGGAAAUCACACAAGCUACAGUGGGCUCAUCUGAUGACUGGGUGGGGAAAGCAGGAGAAGAACAGACUCAAGAAUUGGAGAUCAUAAAAGAAAAUGAUGAAUUCCAAGAUCCUAGCGUAGAACCAGUGAUCAAGCAGGAGGCAGCGAAAGUAAGAGCCAAACUGCUGGGCACAGCUCAGGGGAUAGAACAGCAUGCAGCAGGAGCUAGUGUUAUAGGCCAGAAUAAAGGAGCAAUAUCUCACAUGGAACAAGAGACGCAACAGGGAGAGGAGGAAAAACAAUUGGAAGGAAUGAUGGAGAAGCUACUAGACCAGUACUCUUUAAGGAUUCAUGUUAGAACACUUCAACAAGGGGAGGAGAUGCUGAGGGAGGGAGUGUCCCCCAUUGACACAAUGGAGGACACAGAGCAGGAGAAGAGGAAUGCUAAAUAUAGAUAUGAGGAGGAGGAAGAUGACAUGUUGAACGAGUACAUGGAUGAAGAGCAACAGCAAAAUGGUAAUCAAAAAGAGAAGGAAAAGGAGAGACAGGAAAAGCUGGACCUUACAGUGAAGUCAGAGACAGACAAACCAAGACUAGAAGACCAGCAUGUGGUAUCUCUAGCACAGAUUGAAGAAGCAGGUUCUUCAGCACACUAUCUCCAAGACGAUGAUUACAGCAGAGAUGAGGAAAUCAAGGGAGGUCUUCUAAAAGAGGAAGGAUUAUCUGAUCCAGUAGAGAGGAAGCUAGAUGACACAGUAGAGGAAACAGGAUGUGAGGAGAUUGCAAUGGAGAACGACCCAACCCAAAAAGUGAAACACCCAGAUGUGGAAGAGGACAUCCUGAAAGAGGAUGAAACAGAAAGAGAGAGGAUAAGAGUGGAAGAGAGAGAGAAAAAUGAGAAAUCAAAACAAAAAAUAACAGGGACACAAGAGCAAGAAAAAGAACAAACAGAGAAAGAUGCUGGAGAGGAAACCAUAGUAAGGGAAGAGAAAUGGAUGUCAGUCAGAGAAGCAGGAACAGAAGAAGACAGUGAGUAUAAAUGGGAGGAGGACUUGAAAGUGAAAGUGACAAGUCAGGAAAAGGAAGAGGGAAGAGACUUGGAAAAAGGACAGGAUGGGGAAGAGAUGGGAGCAGAAUGGGUAGAACAAGAAUCCCAGAAAAAGGAGCCAAUCUCAGGAGAUGAGUGUCAACGAGGAGAGGAGGAGGAGGGUCUUGGUCAAAAUAUGUUACCAGAGGAAGUCGAACUGAAAGACAGAGUCCAAGAACAAGAAGAGGAAAUGAAGACAUUUGUGGACAAACAGGACAAAGUUAUGGAUUUGCUGGGAGACAUGCAUGAAUAUGAACAGGUAACAGAAGGACAUGAAGAAGAUAUUAAGAAGGAAUUUGAAGAGAUAGCAGAGGUUAUGAAAGGGACAAAUGAUGUACAAACAGUGAAGGAAUGGGUAAUAGCAGAGGGAGAGACAACUUCCGAGAAAGAAGAGAAUAUCAGAGAUGAGAACCAGGGAGAGAAAGCUGGGAGGACUGCAGUCACAGUCAGUCUGUUGCAAGAGGAGAUACUGAGGGAGAAUGGAAUAGAACAGAAAAUAGUAGAGCAAGAAUUCCUAGAUGAAGCGAGUAUCAGAUAUAGCAAGGAGGAAACUGAAAAUAAGGUGGAGAGAGAAACUGGCUGGACUGAAGAACAGGGAAAAAAGGUAACUAAACAGAAAGAGCAGGAGAUGGGUGAAGAGGAGAACCAGGAAGGGAAGGUAAGAAGGGAUGAAUGGAGAGAAUCAGGGCUUGAGAAAGACAAAAAGUCUCUGGCAGAGAAAGGAAGAGAGAUAUCAGCUGAGACAGGAACUGUUCUAGAACUGCACUGGGAGAAAGUCAAAGAUGGACAAGAGAAAAAAGGGGAACUAGAAGAGAGAGAAGAAUCAGAACAUGAAGAGGUCAAGGAGAAACAGGAACUUCAAGGGGAGGUCCUCACUGUAGAAUGGACAGAGACAGGACAGGAAGGAGAAGGGUAUACUGUGGGUGGGACAGAGGCAGGACAGGAAGGAGAAGGGAAAACUGUGAGUCUGAUUGAGACAGGACAGGAAGUGGAGUUUCUAACUGUAAGCAUGACUGAAACAGGACAGGAAGGAGAAGGGCAUACUGUGAGUGGGAUAGAGACAGGACAGGAAGGAGAAGGACAGGAUGGGGAGUUUCUCACUGUAAGCAUGACUGAAACAGGUCAGGAAGGAGAGGUGCAUACUGUGGGUGUGAUUGAGCCAGGACAGGAAGGAGAGGUGCGUACUGUGAGUGUGAUUGAGACAGGACAGGAAGGAGAGGUGCAUACUGUGAGUGUGAUUGAGACAGGACAGGAGAGGGAGAUCCUCACUGUGGGCACGCCUCAGACAGGACAGGAAGGAGUGGUGCAUACUGUGAGUGUGAUUGAGACAGGACAGGAGAGGGAGAUCCUCACUGUGGGCACGCCUCAGACAGGACAGGAAGGAGUGGUGCAUACUGUGGGUGGGACAGAGAUGGGACAAGGAUUGGAUGUAAUCCAGGAAAAAGACCACAAACUGAGUAAAGAAGUGAAAUCUGCAAGGGAGGACUUCAUCCCAACAGGAUUGGAAGAAGGGGAAGGAAGAGGGGGCAGAAAGGAAGUGGAAAUAACGAACGUCCCAGUGCAAGGCGAAGAGCCAUGGGGGCAAGUGAAAAGAGGAAGUGUAGAGGAGAGAAGAGGAAGGGAAGGUCGGCUGGAUACAAGAGGACAGGGAGGGGCAGAGGGAUUUGGGAGACAACUCUUGAUCCCUGCCAGUGAUGAGCCUCGUGGCCUUGCCUGUCUCCCCCCAGGCGGAUGGACACCCCCGCUCUCGGGCCCAGAGCGCCUCUACAACGUGGUUAUGGUGGGGGAUAGUAGCGUGGGCAAGACAUGCUUCCUGAAGAGGUUCCAGAGCGGGGUGUUCAGCGCAGACCACUGUGCCACCAUUGGUAUGGACAGCUGCAUCCAGAAACUCACCCUGGAUGGGCGACGGAUUGAUCUGCAGCUCUGGGACACUGCUGGACAGGAGAGGUACCACAGCAUCACCAAGCAGUUCCUGCGCAAGGCCAGCGCAGUGGUGGUCAUGUAUGACAUCGGCUCUGCCCGCAGCUUUGCUACUGUUCGCUACUGGAUAACCUGCAUUCAGGAAGGAGCCGCAGAUAAUGUUGUCAUACUGCUGCUGGGCAACAAGAGUGACAACUUCACUACAAGGGAAGUCCCGCCUCAGGAAGGGGAGCGGCUAGCCAGGGAAUAUAGCAUUCAGUUCCUGGAGUGCAGCGCCGCCUCUGGCUACAACGUGACGAGCUCCAUGGAGACUCUGGCCAGGAUGCUGAGCGACCGUGAGGAACAGGGGCAGGAUGACAUGGUCACACUGAAGGAGCCCCCAAAGAAGAAGUCGGGGUGCUGUUAGUGAGCCAGCAGGUUCAGAGUCCCAUACAGGACAGGAUUGUACAGGACUGUACAGGGAGGUCUCUCAUGACAUGUCUCAAACCUACUUUGUAUUAACAGUGCAAUUACAGACAGUUCUAUUUUUUUUAAUCUUCCACUUGAUCGACCAGAUUUUUAUUUUGUUUAAUCAGAGGUGCAUUGUUAUCUAAGACAUUCAUACACAAAGCUGAAGUUCUGAUCUCUGCUUUAUUCUCUGACUUUUCUGUCUGUAUCACUGUAUUUCAGGUAAAUUCAACCUUUUUUAUUGAUAAUAAAUAUCACCUGCAAUACAAUAUUUAUGCAAAA
Lepisosteus oculatus (spotted gar) is the source of this 8183-nucleotide messenger RNA. NCBI's taxonomy places the organism in Eukaryota, Metazoa, Chordata, Actinopteri, Semionotiformes, Lepisosteidae. The record is from RefSeq and is a predicted model, not a curated record.